UCUCUUCCCUUCUCUCUCUCUCUCUAGCUCAUGGACCCGCCGAUCUCUCGAGCGCCGCCGCCGCCGCCGCCGCCCGCCCCCUCGCCGACCGCAACCGAAGCCCCCGCCGCGACGGCCGCCAGCAAAACCCGAGACCGGGACUUCCUCCUCCACCUCGAGGCCUACCUCGCCAGGCGAGACGGCGUCGACAAGGCCCUCAAGAUCUCCAGGUACGCCGCGAAGAUCGCCCUCUCCUCUUCCCUCCUCCCCGAGGCGGCCCUCCCCCUCCGCCGCCGCCUCAAGAGCUUCGAGUCCAGCGUCGGCCUCAGCCGCAAGGCCUUCCGGCUCGGCAAGUUCGUCCAGGACGUGAACGCCCUCCGGGCCUCGCCCCUCGGCUCCGGCCACGACCUGUUCCUCGCCCUCGUCGCCUACGGCGGCGAGGGGCUGUACUACUUCGUCGAGCAGUUCGUCUGGCUGGCGAAAUCGGGCCUCAUCGACGGCCGCCACUCGCCCGUUCUCUCGAAGAUCAGCGCGUGGGCCGAGUUCGUCGGGUACGUCGGGAGCGUGAAUCUGAAGAUUAGGGAUUUGAGGCGGUUGCGGGAGGACGAGGCGUGCGUCGAGUCGAGCAUCGAGAUCGCGGCGUCGAGGGGGAUCGGUUGCAAGGAGGAAGAGCUGAGGCUGAGGAAGCUGAGGGAGAAGAAGCUGAUGAAGAAGCUGUCCGUGGUCCAGGACCUGGCCGAUGGGUUGAUGGCCCUGGCCGACAUCAGGGACGGGGAGGGGCGGCUCUCGGGCCCGCUUCUGGUGUCGUGCGCGGGGCUCGUGUCGGCCCUGAUCAGCACGCAUAAGAACUGGGUGUCUUGCUGAUCCUGCCGCCACUUCGCAUAGUGAGUUUUGAGCUGCUCUCUUCCGUUUUCAUGGCCGUCACAUGGAUUCCUUGUUUAGAAGGAAAGGAUUGGACAGGGCAAAUGGCAGAGAAGGACUAGGACUUGGAAUUGGAAAGGGAAAGGGGAUACAAAUAAGAGAGGUUUGUGUGCUUCACCAUCUUUUGAUAAAGGCAUAGUGGAUUUUUCUGUUUGAUUUAUGGGUUCUGAUGUGCAAACUGAGAUGUCAUUCUUGAGCAAUAUAGGUGCAAGUGCAAUGCCCUUUUUAUAGUUCUUUGUCGAGUAUGUUGAGAGUCGCACGAUUCAAGCCGCCAGGAUGAUGACAUUGACAGAGCAUUUCAUUCUCAAAUCCUCAGUCUGAACUUAUAUGUCAGAUAUUCGAUCAAGAAUGUCGAAUUCGAAUCGAAUCAAACGAAGGGGAAUGCGCAGAUCCUUCUGGAGUUCACUGAAAAGCAAUAAUUCUAACUCCUGGGUCGAUCUCCCUGAAGGAACUUGGCAAACUUAUCUAAACUAGCUAUCUUUAAAUGAUGUUUCUGGUGGCUGUAGAUGAGUAGGACUUGCAAAAUGAAUCUGGUUUUGAGUUAUUUGCAACACUGACUAUUAUCUGUAACUGUAACCUCCAGGACAUGGUGCUCUGGAUCUUGACCCCUCAUCCGCAAGCUAUGCACCGGCCUUCAUUGACUCACUUGUUCAUUAUUUUCUUGGCGUUCCAUUAGUAUCGUCAUAUUUAUAUCAUCCGAUUUCUUCUAUGCAUGCUUGGCUUGCAGGGUUUAACUAAAAUUGCUUAGUGUCAUUUGUCAAUGAUAGCUGGAGAGAUUGUCUUGAGCUCAGUGUUACAGGAUUUCCUUCGAAAGGAGAGACAGGAUAGGAUCUGCGUUAUCAAGUACCACGGCACAGGUUUCAGCCCUAGUUU
Molecule: messenger RNA, 1773 nt
Organism: Syzygium oleosum
Lineage: Eukaryota; Viridiplantae; Streptophyta; Magnoliopsida; Myrtales; Myrtaceae
Product: peroxisomal membrane protein 11A-like
Exons: 1
Coding region: 31-843 (270 amino acids)
Biological process (GO): regulation of peroxisome size; peroxisome fission
Cellular component (GO): peroxisomal membrane
Source: RefSeq, a predicted model, not a curated record